GCAGAGAGCCGGCGGCCGGUCAAGGACUGUUUUCUGGCCGUCUUGUCGUCUCACGGGGACGAGGGCUGCGUGUUCGGAGCUGAUGGGAAACCCGUCCAACUGUCCCGUGUCUUCAAGUAUUUUGACAACGAAUACAUGGAGACGAAGGCCAAAGUGUUCCUCAUACAGGCCUGUCGGGGGUCGGGUCUGGAUGACGGCGUGGAGGUGGACUCAGCUGAUGACAUCACAGCGUGCAGCUUCUCUCAGCACCUGUCUGUCCCCGUGGACACAGCUGUGAUGUACGCCACGCCACCGGGUAAGACACCUGUCCAUCACCACGAAGAGCCUUUGUCUCUGUGCACCAGUGAGACUCCCAGCUAAGACCCUAAUGUCCUAAAAUCUGAGAAAUGUCCUUAAAUCUCAGAAAAAUCUUAAAAUCUUAAA
This is a messenger RNA of Plectropomus leopardus (leopard coralgrouper), 423 nucleotides long. The record is from RefSeq and is a predicted model, not a curated record. Lineage: Eukaryota; Metazoa; Chordata; Actinopteri; Perciformes; Serranidae.